AUGACCCCCAGAGGAAUCAGGUUGUGGCUGCCUUCAGCUCUGCUCCUCUCUCAGGUCCCAGGCUGUGUCCCUCUGCAUGGUCCCAGCACUGUGACAGGAACAGUGGGGAAAACGCUGAGUGUGUCGUGUCAGUAUGAGGAGAAAUUCAAGACUAACAAUAAAUACUGGUGCAGAGUGUUAUCUGUGCUACGAUGUAAAGAUAUUGUGAAGACAAGAGGCACAGAAGAAGCCAGGAAUGGCCGAGUGUCCAUCAGGGACCAUCCAGACAACCUCACCUUCACAGUGACCUUGGAGAGCCUCAGCGAGGAGGAUGCAGGCACCUACAUGUGUGGGGUGGAUAUGCCAUUUUUCGAUGGCUUCUUUGAGAUUGAUGACUCCUUAGGGAUCAAUAAGUACUUCAAGGUUGAGUUGUCCAUCGUACCAGGUAAGCCUCCUUCAUGCCAGGGCAGCCUGGUCACAGGUUCGAGCCAGGGGAAAGGUACAGAUAUCCUGGAGUCCCCCACAUCCUCACCUGUGCACACUCAGUCCAAUGUGACCACAGAGGACACAAUUCCUGCUCCCAGCCCAAAGAAUAGGUCUCUUCUGAGCAGCCUCUACUUCUGUGUCCUGGUGUUUCUGGAGCUGCCCCUGUUCCUGAUCAUGCUUGGUGCUGUCCUCUGGGUGAACAGGCCUCAGAGGUGCUCUGGGGGAAGCAGCACUCAGCGCUGUUAUGAGAAUCAGUAA
This is a messenger RNA of Arvicanthis niloticus (Nile rat), 723 nucleotides long. The record is from RefSeq and is a predicted model, not a curated record. Lineage: Eukaryota; Metazoa; Chordata; Mammalia; Rodentia; Muridae.